UGAUUAAUAAAGUUGCCUAUAAAUGCUUCCGACAAUUAACCUGCAUCCAUCAUCUUCACAUAAUCUCUCUCUCUCUCUCUCUCUCUCUCUCUCUCUGUGUCUACAAUGGCAAAGAAGAUAUGCAUUCUAAUGUUCACUGUAGUUAUGGCGCUGCAUUUAGUAGUAGAUCAGAACCAUUGGAAAUUGAGGCUCCAACCCCUCAGCCCCAAGAAAGUAGCCACUACAUGAUCCCCACGCAUGGCAUCACCCAAGGCAGCCUUCAACCUCAAGAGUGUGGUCCAAGAUGCACACAAAGAUGCUCAAAAACAGCAUUCAAGAAGCCAUGCAUGUUCUUCUGCCAAAAGUGCUGUGCUAAGUGCUUGUGUGUGCCUCAGGGAACUUAUGGCAACAAGGAAUCCUGCCCUUGCUACAAUAAUUGGAAGACCAAGAGAGGAGGCCCCAAAUGCCCUUGAACCUUUUUUUUUUCAUUGCUUAAUUUGCUACCUUAUCUAAUUAAUUAGCUUCUGUUAAAACUAGUUUUUAUUUGUUUUUAAGAAUUUUAUUUCAAAGAUUGUAUCUAAAAUUAUUAUUUCAUGGUGAUUAGUGAAUAAUGUAACUAGAAAUUUUCCUUUGGUGUAGAAAAGGGUGAAAGAGUUUCGGGGUAUCCAUAAAUUCUGUUGUGCAAUAUAUCACAAUUACGAUAAAUAAUAUAAAACAAUCACAAGUAGAAAUACUAGAA
Molecule: messenger RNA, 718 nt
Organism: Corylus avellana
Lineage: Eukaryota; Viridiplantae; Streptophyta; Magnoliopsida; Fagales; Betulaceae
Source: RefSeq, a predicted model, not a curated record